GGCGAGUCUACCGCGAAAAGGGCAAUUUCCAUAUUGGCAAACAGAGAGGGAAACUAGUGAGAGAAAGUAGAGAGAGACGAGAAGUGAAGCGUUAAAAAUAGCUUUCAGCCGACAUUCAUUCAUUCAGUCAGUCCAUGGAAUAUAGAUGUUUCCAAAACCCUUUUAAUUUAACCUAACCUAUUGCUUCUUCGACGAGUACUCUUUCUAAUUGGCUACCAUUUUCAUGUGUUUCUCCGACGUCUGUUACAACACUAUAGUCUAGAGUGAGAAAAAAAGAAUAUAGAUAUAGAGAGAGAGAGAGAGAGACAGAGAAAAGAAGAAGAACUGCGAUGGAUCCGUGUCCAUUCGUUCGGCUAAUAAUUGAUUCGUUGGCUCUAAAGCUACCACUGGCAACUAGACGGGCCGGUUCAGGUGUAUACCCUUCCACGACGCCGUGUUAUUGUAAACUUCGGAUCAAAAGUUUUCCUUCCCAAACCGCCCUUAUCCCUCUCUGCUCCGGCGCCGCCGGUGACUCUUCUCCGCCGGACUCCGCCACCUCCUCGGCGGGCUUCCACAUCGACUCAGCCACCCUUCGCCGCCUCUCCGGGAAGUCCAUUGCCUUACGCGUGUCUGUAUACACGGGCCGCAUGGGUCGUACGUGCGGGGUCACCUCUGGGAAGCUACUGGGCCGAGUCAACAUCAGCAUUAACCUCGAAGGAGCCGAGUCGAGAGCCUCUGUGUUUCAAAACGGUUGGAUGAAGCUUGGGAAUGAACCGGCCAAACCUGCGGCUCGUUUGCACUUGACGGUUCGGGCUGAACCGGACCCCCGGUUUGUUUUCCAGUUCGGAGGCGAACCGGAGUGCAGUCCUGUGGUUUUCCAGAUUCAGGAGAACAUCCGGCAGCCUGUUUUCAGCUGCAAGUUCAGCGCCGAUCGCAACGCCAGAUCACGCAGUUGUCUCCCAUCAGAUUUUACAAGCAUAAACAACAGAGGAUGGAUGAGAACAUUGUAUUGCGAGAGAGAAAAGGCGGGAAGGGAGAGAAAGGGGUGGAUGGUGAUGAUCUAUGAUCUCUCAGGCUCGUCUGUAGCAGCUGCCUCCAUGAUCACUCCAUUUGUACCCUCCCCAGGCUCAGACCGCGUAUCUCGCUCAAACCCUGGUGCAUGGCUCAUCCUCCGUCCUCAUGGUGUCUGUGUGAGUAGCUGGAAGCCCUGGGGUCGUCUUGAGGCAUGGCGUGAGAGGGGAUCAAUUGAUGGUUUGGGUUACAAAUUCGAGAUCAUUACAGACGAUGGACUGAGUAGUGGAAUUCCCAUUGCUGAGGGCACCAUGAGCAUGAAGAAGGGUGGACAAUUCUGCAUUGAUAGUACUUCAAGGGAUUCUGCCUUGAGUUCACUGUGUCCAAUUAAAGGAUUUGUGAUGGCAUCAACCGUGGAGGGUGAAGGAAAGGUCAGCAAGCCUGUGGUUCAAGUAGGGUUGCAGCAUGUCACUUGCAUGGCGGAUGCUGCCCUCUUUGUCGCCCUUUCAGCCGCCAUUGAUCUUAGUAUGGAUGCUUGUCGUCUUUUCACCCAUAAACUUGGGAAGGAGUUUUCCCAUAGCCAACAACUGUCCUCUUAAAACACAUUAUUAACACUUUCUCUUCGUAUGCGAUGAUACCCAAGUAAAAACCACUUCAGGUUUGAGCAUGCAUGUUUUUUUUUCCCAAUUACUUCACCCUUAUUUUAAUUUUUGUCCAAAUUUCUUAAAGAAUAUAUUAGAUGCUUUAUAUCCCAUAAGAGAGAGAGAGUGACCUACGCUUUGGUUUCUGAAGCCGAUCUUGUUUGACUUGUAUUCUUUUGCCCGAUUGGAUUCCUUAGUUAGUUUGGGCUAUGUCAAGGAGUACAUGAUCGGGGAUUUAUUUUUUUAUUUUUUAUUUUGCUCCAAGUUACAGAUUGAAACUGUACAUAGAAUGAAAAAAAAAAAAAAUUUGUUUGUUGUAUGUA
This is a messenger RNA of Cornus florida, 1954 nucleotides long. RefSeq lists its product as uncharacterized. The record is from RefSeq and is a predicted model, not a curated record. NCBI's taxonomy places the organism in Eukaryota, Viridiplantae, Streptophyta, Magnoliopsida, Cornales, Cornaceae. The transcript is spliced from 2 exons. The coding region runs from base 330 to 1589 and encodes 419 amino acids.